Molecule: messenger RNA, 1568 nt
Organism: Vanessa atalanta (red admiral)
Lineage: Eukaryota; Metazoa; Arthropoda; Insecta; Lepidoptera; Nymphalidae
Product: proton-coupled folate transporter-like
Exons: 7
Coding region: 17-1546 (509 amino acids)
Biological process (GO): transmembrane transport
Cellular component (GO): membrane
Molecular function (GO): transmembrane transporter activity
Source: RefSeq, a predicted model, not a curated record
ACUGUCAAAUAAUAUUAUGUCUUCUGACAUAAAUAAUCCAACUCCUGAAGAAGAGCCAUUAGAUGAGAAAAAAAAUAAAGAAAAAGAAAAUUUUGAACAAAAAAGUUUUCUCGAAAAAAUAUGUCUCCUAAAGUCAAACAUCUCAGUCGAACCAAUCCUAGCCGGUCUCAUCAUACCCUCCAUGCUGGCUAGGCUUGCUAUACAAAAUCUCAACUUGGACAAAGCGUGUCGUGUAAAAUUAAAUUACUCUGAUGAUAUAUGUGACUCCUUGAUUCAAAGGAAGGGAAAUCUCACAUUUUAUGAAGGCGAAGUACAAAAAGUCAUAUCUUCUAUUGAAACAUGGAAAAGCUUGGUGCAGACUGCUUUGCCAACGUUAUUGGUCAUAUUCAUGGGUGCAUGGAGUGAUAGAACUGGAAAUCGAAAAUUGUCCAUUCUUAUGCCGAUAUGUGGAGAGUUUCUGGUAUGCAUCAGCAACAUUCUUAGUACGUUCUUCUUCCGAGAAAUUUCAAUCGAAGUGACCAUGUUUUUAGAAGCGUUCUUUCCUGCUAUCACUGGAGGUUGGGUGAUGGUUUACUUGGGUGUUUUCAGCUAUAUAAGUGACAUUACCGAUGAAGAAUCUCGGACCUUCCGAGUUGGUCUCGUUAAUCUAUGUAUGACGGCUGGUAUCCCGAUUGGUACAGCACUUAGCGGAAUCUUACUUAACCUUUGGGGUUAUUAUGGCAUAUUUUCUUUAUCGGGAACGAUUUAUUUAAUUACGCUCAGUUAUGGAUACUUUUAUUUGAAAACAAAAUCAAAACCUGGAAUCGAGGACGCUGAAGAGGCUAAACCAAUAACAUUUUCAGACUUACUAGCCCUAGUUAAAGAAACUGUAGCUGUUGCUUUUAAAAAACGUGAUGGAAACAUAAGAACGAAGAUUAUUCUAACGCUCUCUGUGGUUGCUAUUAUUUAUGGACCAAAUCAUGGUGAGAGGAUAAUCACAUACAUGUUCGUGAGAUAUCGACUUAAAUGGGACGCUUUGAAAUACAGCAUCUACUCCACUUACAGUAUUAUCACACAUUCCUUAGGAGCGUUAUUUUCUAUCAGUUUAUUCAGCAAACAUUGGAAGUUUCAUGAUUCCAUGCUUUGCCUCAUCUCUAUAACGAGCAAGCUCAUUGGUUCCGUGUACAUCGCCUUCGUCAAAACCGACUUGGAAAUGUUUAUGGUGCCGAUCGUUGAAAUUCUGAACGCGACGACUUUCACGUCCCUCAGGUCGAUGGCCUCAAAGUUGGUUCUCUCAGAGGAGAUGGGGAAAAUGAACUCGCUCUUCAGCCUGGUAGAGACGCUGGCCGCCCUCAUGUUCGAUCCAACUUAUUCAGCGUUAUACGCCAGAACUAUUCCAGUUUUUACCGGCGCUGUUUUUAUUUUUAGUUCCUUCAUGACCAUUCCCGCAAUAGGAACUUUAGUGUGGCUCUUUACACAGCACCGUCGUGAAACAAAACUUAGGAAACAAGAAGCGAUGGAGAAACAAAUAGUUGUGCACUACGAAACAGCGGAAAAUACAAAAUGAUGUGUUAUUUCAAUAAAGCUAU